ACACACCACCCUUUGAAAUCCUGGAACGAAUGCGCUCUCUCUCUCUCUCUUUCCAGCCCUGAAUACAGACAAAAUCAGGACCAGAGCUGGAAAGAGUGUGCGCCUCUCCCCGUCUCCUUUGUUCUUUCCUCCAUUGGCUGAAUGUCCUACUGUUUUCGCCCUCAUCUGCAUUCUUUUCAUCGUCUGCGAAAGAACUGGAGCAAAGCGCAGCGGCUUGGAAUGUCCCUUUGGAGAGCUUUUGCGCCCUCCUCCUCCCUGUGGUUGAUCCGGGAUCCCGGAGAGUGGUGAGUGGCUGCAGAAACCUCCUCCUCAAACCCACACCUCCCUGACCCCUCCCCUGCCACCGAGCCCUUAUACAGCACCCUCGACGCGAGCAGGCAGCUCCUAGCGCCGUUCCUCUGACCCGGAGAGAAGCCCUUUCUGCUCACCUGCCCGCCGGGACCGCAAAGCGCACCAUCACCAAGGAUGAAGGCUUCCUUCGCCGCGCUGCUGGCAGUUCUGCUCUGCGUGGAGAGAGGUAAGACUUCUUUCUCCUUUUGUAGGUUCGCCUAGCUCAGUACGGUCUGCACUGGCUGGCAGCAGCAGCCCAGGGCCUCAGGUGGGGGCCGUACAAGACCCACACCGCAUCUGAAAGAGGUCAGCCGUUUUAGAGUGGCGGCAACUUUGGAACUCCCUGCCUAUAGAUAUCAGGCAGGUGUCUCCCCUGUUUUCUUUCCGCCUAUAUUCUUUUCAUCGCCUGCCAAAGACAUUCUUUUUGAGACAAGCCAUGCCAGAAGAUGUUUAGGAAGCUGGUAUGAGUUUUAAUUUGUUUUCGUCUGUUGCAGUUUUAACUUUCGGCAUGUUUGGAAUCACGGCUGUAAUUUUUUUUCCUGGGAUGGUUUAAUUGCUUUGCCUAUUUUUUUUCCCCUGAACCACCUUGAGGCAUUUCCCUACAGUCAAGCGGUGUGCAAGUUUUAUGAAAUAAAUAACCCGGAGAUGCCAGAAACUGAACUUGAGACCUUCUGCAUGCAAAGCAGAUACACUAUGGCACUUUGUCCACUAAACAGACAAGAUUCUAGUCCUCAUGGGAUUCAUUUACAGUCCAUCUGACUGUGUUGCUCCAUCCACUCUGAGCAGCUUCCAGUUAAUUAAAACAGGGCUGGUAGCUAUAGACUCAUAGACGAAGAAUUGUAGAGUUGGAAAGGGACCACAAGGAUUAUCUAGUCCAACUCCCUGCAAUGCAGGAAUCUUUUUGCCCAAUGUGAGACUCGAACCCACAACCCUGAGGAGUAUGCUCUACCUACCGAGCUGAUAUGUAGGACUAUGUAGGAAGCUACCUUAUGCCAAGUCAUACCAUUACGCCCAGCGUGGUCUCAACUGACGAGCAGCGCCAAUUGAACCAGGGACCAUCUGCAUGGGGUUGGACUAGAUGAUCCCCAGGUGUCCCUUCCAACAAUUCUGUGAUUCCAUUCAGAGCAAAAGGGUAUGGCCCUUCCCAGAUAGGAGCUCGGGAAGCUGCCUUGCACUGAGCCUGGGAACCUUUGUCCCUCUAGCUCCGUAUGGGAGCCUCUCACUUGGAUUUCAUCUCAAGCCCCACCUAGAGGUUUCCAACCUGGGAUCUUAUACAGCUGUUUGGCCAUUGCCCUUCCCUUCAUCAUUUUCCUAGCCACGUCUAGAUGAAAACUGGUGGAGAGGCUGCCGUUUCCUUUUGUGUUGCUUAUUCGUUACUAUGAUCUCAUUCGUUAAAUUUAUGUGCUCAAAGAUCACGGGUGCGUUUAUAUCUCACUAUUUUUACUGAAAUCAUAGAAUCGUUAAGGGAACCCUCCUGAAAUUCAGGAACAGGCUGUCCCAUGCGGGGAAUCGAACCUGCAACCUUGGCGUUAUCAGUACCACGCUCUAGCCAACUGAGCUAUCCAGGCUGAUAUUAAUUUCUCCAGGGAGCUUGAGGUGGUGUUCAUGGUUCUCUGCCACCCGCCGCUCCUCAUUUAAUCACCACAACAACCUUGUGGGGUAGGGUUCAGGACACAACGCCCCUGUGCCCCCUUCACUCUAAAAAGCAGCUCUGAUAGUACCCCACAGAGGUCCACACACCCCUUCUUCACCCCUCCCGCCUCCUUGAAAGUCUCUCUCUCAGGCUACACAGUGUCCUUGAAGGCCCACAACGUCUCCUGAUUGUCCAGAUAAGAGAGGGGGCGUGUGUCGAAACCCGAAGGAUGAACCAGAGGGAAAAUUGGCAUGCAUUUUGCCCCUGGCCCUGCCCAACGCCAGCAUGCAGCCUUCAAAAGGUUUUCCAGAGGCAAAUGUGGGCUCCGGGUUGCAAAAGGGGCCCCAGCCCUGUCAUUGGGAACAGGGUAAGCUCAAACAAAGGGGUCAGCUAUGGCUGCAGGCAGCUCAAGCCUCUGGAAGACAAUAAAGCCACACCCUGGAUUGUCCUUUGUUGUCCAAGGAAGUGGAGAGAUGACUAAGAGGCGCCUGUUUUCAGUUAGGAGUUAUGAGGUCAGCUGAGACAUCAGCGGCGAUGGGGAGGGGGUUUUCUCUGCCAUUAUGGCGGCAGUAUUUUUCCUGCUGCAGGCGGUGGCGUGGCUUGCAAUGAGCUCAUCGCUUGUGGCUUCAGGGCUUGGCAAGGAUGGUUGGCUUGGCUUGGGUGGGUUGGUUGGGGGUGCAGGGAGAAUGCAAAGUCCUCGACUGAGCGCACAGAAACAUCAUUCCCUUCCUUUUCCAUGUACUUUUCGGGACCACAGAUCCUCUGCUAAACAGCUCGCGGCGAAAGAAUCUCAGCCAAGCCGUAUAACAUAGUUUGCACAUUAAAAAAAUAUUCAUAAAAUCUAUCUGCAGCUUGAUCAUAGGAAAAAGCCUCAGAUAGGCUUCUAUGAAGUUAUCACUAAAAAAAUCAGCAACCAUAAUUUAAAGCAUAGAGGAAGUUUAAACCACAAUGGAAUAGACUGAAACAAAUUAAAAUGGAGUGCAAACUUUCUAAACAUCUCGGUAGGCUGGUCUCAAUGCAAAUGUCUUCAGCCGAAAAAAAAACAUUGGUGUCUGCCUGAUAUCAAUAGGCAGGCGGUUCCAAAGUUGCCACACUGAGUUCAGGUGGGGUAAUGCGUGAAAUUGAUUCCAGCUUGUUUAAUAAGCCUAAGGCCUGGUUGAAGAGGAAUAUUUUCGCCUGGCGUCUAAACAUAUGCAAGGAAGGCACCAGGUGAGCUUCCACGGGGAGAUCAUUCCACAAAUGAGGAGCCACCACAGAAAAGACCAGUACUCUUUUUGCCACCCUCUUCUGAAGGAGGCACAUGAAGAAGGGUCUUGGAGGAUGAUCUUAGGGUUUGGGUAGGUUCAUAUGGAAAGAGGCAGUCCUUGAGGGAUUGCCGUCCUGAGCUGUUUAAGGCUUUAUAGGUCAAAACGAGCACUUUGAAUUGGGCCCGGAAACUAAUGGGCAGCCAGUGCAGCCAGACCAGGAUCGGUAUUAUAUGUUCAAACCAUCUUUCUUCUGUGAGCAACCUGGCUGCCAAAUUCUGCCCCAGUUGAACCGUCUUCAGAGGCAGCCCCAUGUAUAACACAUUGCAGUAAUCCAACCUGCAGGUUACCAGAGCAUAGAUGACAGGAAUUAGGCUGUCUCUGUCCAGAUAGGGAUGUGGGUGGCGCUGUGGUCUAAACCACUGAGCCUCUUGGGCUUGCUGAUCGGAAGGUCGGUGGUUCGAAUCCCCACGACGGGGUGAGCUCCCAUUGCUCAGUCCCAGCUCCUGCCAACCUAGCAGUUCGAAAGCAUGCUGGUGCAAGUAGAUAAAUAGGUACCGCUCCGGCGGGAAGGUAAACGGCGUUUCCAUGCGCUGCUCUGGUUCGCCAGAAGCCACUUAGUCCUGCUGGCCACAUGACCCGGAAGCUGUAUGCCGGCUCCCUCGGCCAAUAAAGCAAGAUGAGCGCUGCAACCCCAGAUUCGGCCACGACUGGACCUAAUGGUCAGGGGUCCCUUUACCUUUACCCAUCUGACUGGGUUUCCCCAGCCACUCUGGGCAGCUUCCAACCUAUACGAGAACAUAGUAAAACAUCAAACAUUAAAAACGUCCCCGUACAGGGCUGUCUUCAGAUGUCUUCUAAAGGUUGUAUAGUUACUUCUCUCCUUGGCAUUUGAUGGGAGGGUGUUCCACAAGGUGGGUGCCGCUAUCGAGAAUGCCCUCCCUCCUUGAGAGUUUCAGGUGGCCCCACAUGCCCUUCAACUCCUCCUUGCUGCUUCUUAUCACCAAACCUCUCUCUAUCUCUCUCUCCCACUCUGUUCUCAUGAACACCAGUUGUUGUUGUUUUGACAUCUCCACAGCACCAAGCUCCAAACAGGUGCUCAUUAAGCCCCGCAAUCGCCGUCUGAGGUGUGCUUCUUGCAAAAACAUCUGCCCACAGAGCUCUCCUGCCUGGAGCAGGCUUGCUGAUUGAGCAAAGACAUCGCUCUUGUUUUGGCUGUCCUCGAAGAACGACGUUGGGGAAAUACUUGGUUUGGGAGCCGGUCUAGGAAAGUGAGGCCUACCCAAGGGGGAUCCUGCUAACAGCAGUGUUGUAUGGCUUCACGCUUCCUUGGGAGGUCAGAGGAGAAUUCUCUGUUUAUAGGAUACUUUUCUCCCAGGGAAAGCACUGUUCAAUAUUGGCCAGGGGCAUUGGCCAGAUAAAGCAGUUGGUCCCUUACCUUUCCCGCCCCGAUCUGGCCACCGUGAUCCAUGCGACGGUCACCUCCAGGCUUAACUACUGUCAUUCGCUCUACGUGGGGCUGCCCUUGAAACAGUCCCACAAACUCCAGGGGGUGCAAAGCUGCAUACACAAAUAUCCACAUUAGGAGAAAUUUGCACUUAAAACGCUGAUGAAUUUUCAUGAAGGCUUUAAAGAAAAACAGUCUAAUAGUUUUCUGAUGUGAACUCCUGAAAGCCUGAAUUUGCAUCUAUCCAUAUGAAUAAGCAUAUUUGGGUCAAGGGCCUGUUUAAGUACCUUGCAACACCCCUUGUAUGUAGCAAGGCCGGCACAGCGCUGUGGCAAGUCAGGGCAAACUGGAUGGGUCAGAGAUGUUCCCAUAGCUUCUUGUGCUAAUGUGCUUCGGACGAAGAGCAGCUGCCUAGAAAAACGGGGCUUGGAAGCGCUGGAUGGUUUUCACUGUCCUUUGGUCAAAACAAAACAAAACAGGACUGAUGUGAGAGCAGAGAGCGAGUUAAACUGUGGAACUCACUGCCACAGGAAGCAGUGAUGGCCGCAGAUUUGGAUGGCUUUAAAAGAGUAUUGGACAAAUCCAUAGAGGGAGAGAGGACUACUGAUGGCUACUAGCCAGGAUGCCUAUGCCCUGCCAGUUGGAGGCAGCGAUGCUUCUGAAAGGGCCGGAUUGAGGUUUGAUGUGGCCCUCAGCUACUGAAGGUAAUGGGGCCCUUUAGAUGUCCAGCUGUCCCUUGUCAACAACAAAUUGUCACUGUUUUUUGUUGUUGAAUAUAUGCUAUAUGGGAAUUUAUGGACUUAAGGUAAAGGGACCCCUGAACGUUAGGUCCAGUUGCAGACGACUCUGGGGUUGUGGCGCUCAUCUCGCUUUAUUGGCCGAGGGAGCCGGCGUACAGCUUCCGGGUCAUGUGGCCAGCAUGACUAAGCCACUUUUGGCGAGCCAGAGCAGCGCAUGGAAACACCUUUUACCUUCCCUCCGGAGCGGUACCUAUUUAUCUACUUGCACUUUGACGUGCUUUUGAACUGCCAGGUUGGCAGGAGCAGGGACCGAACAACGGGAGCUCACCCCGUCGCAGGGAUUCGAACCACUGACCUUCCGAUCAGCAAGCCCUAGGCUCUGUGGUUUAGACUACAGCGCUACCCGCUCCCCUCAUUUAUGGACUUAAUAGGUAUCUAAAGCCAUUUGCACAUGUUGCCAUGCAACCAUCCGUGCAGUAUGUAGGCACCCUAUAUAAAAAGAUAAAGGGACCCCUGACAAUUAAGUCCAGUCGCGAACAACUCUGGGGUUGCGGCGCUCAUCUCGCUGAGGGGGCGGCCGUUUAUCCGCUUCUGCAGACAGUUUUUCCAGGUCAUGUGGCCAGCAUGACUAAGCCGCUUCUGGCGAACCAGAGCAGCGCACGGAAAUGCCGUUUACCUUCCCGCCGGAGCAGUACCUAUUUAUCUACUUGCACUUUGACGUGCUUUCGAACUGCUAGGUGGGCAGGAGCAGGGACCGAGCAACAGGAGCUCAACCCGUCACAGGGAUUCGAACUGCCAACCUUCUGAUCUGCAAGCCCAAGCAGCACAGUUGUUUAACCCACAGCGCCACCUGCAUCCCAUCCUAACAUGGCGGUUGAGGUCAAGGUGGCGGCCGCCCCUCUGCCACCGCCAUCGCUGCAGCAUCAACGUCCCGAACAUGUAUUGUUUGUUUAUUUAAAGUGUCCCUGGAUUCAUUGAAAAAAAUCCGGUACCCCUAGACUAGGUGAUCCAGCAGCUUCUUCUCAUGUUAUUAUAACUCUCAAAAACGACAAGGAUGCAUAGGUAUUCUUACAAAGCACAAACCAAAGGACAGUGUUUUCUUUCCCUCCCUGAGCUUUCGGAAACAAAUGAUGCUCUUUCUCUUCAUGCAGAGUUACAGCAAAUCUAAUCUAAUCCCCUGUGAGAAUUUGUCAGUGUGGCAUGUAAACUUCUGAGUUACACAAGACCAUUCCGCAGAGAGCAUGGCGCCCGACCUCUUUUAACUUGUUUAAACAUUCAGCCCUGGAAAGGAUGGUGUGUGAUUCAAAAGUUCACGCGCAACAUUUCAAAACCUGGUUUGUCUUAAUUAAUAGAUUUGUUUCGCAUCCCUGUGGGUUUUGUCCUAAUCGCGUUGCGUCCACACCCUUGCACAAUUACCACCUGAUGGUGCCGACAUCCAGUGAUGACUUGCAGUUGCGGAAUGACCAUCAGAGCUUAAACAACUUGCACUGUGGUUGCAGACUGCAUCAACUGCUCUCGACUGCCAUGCUUUUCUCUUUUUAAAAAAAUAUAUUUUUAUUGAGCAAUUUAAGAAUCAAAUUAUCAAUCAAUAUAACCAUUUACAUUUUCCCCCUCUCCCCCCACCCCAAGAACUUCCCUCAGCUCCCCUCGCUGGUUUUUUUUGCACAUAUUGUGCUCUGCAUAUUAUAAAAUUGUACAUACCAUUGCCUUAUCUAUCACGUUUUUAACUAAAAAAUUGUGGAUGUUUAUUCAAAACCUGCCAAGGAGUCCAAAUCAUUUUGUUGUCUGCCAUGCUUUUCAAUGAGGAACAUUCUGCGUGAAUGGCCCUGUGAAGAGACCUCAAGUAAAAUAGACGUGGCAUUGUUGGAGGAAAAAAGAGUGAGCUAAAUUAAAUUUAACUAGCUAAAUGAACUACUUGACUCUUACCUUACCAGGAAGUCCUAAUAACUAGAUUUCCUCCAGAAAGAAAUUCGUCCUUAAAGAAUAAUAGAAUCACAGAGUUGGAAGGGACACCCCCAAGGUCAUCUAGUCCAACCCCCUGCAAUGCAGGAAUAUCCGCUAAAACAUCCCUGACAGGUCGCCAGCUGACCUCUGCUUAGAAACCUCCAAGGAAAGAGGUGCCACCCUCUCCCGAGGGAGUCAAACGGCUGCCAAACAGCUCUUACUCCUCAAAUAAUUUUUUCAUUGAGGUUGAUAUAGCGAAUGGCAAAGAUUUAACUGGGUGAUUUAAUUUAAAGGUUGAAGAUUAAAUGGUAUUAUUAUUUAUUACCCGCCCUUCACUCCAAGGUCUCAGGGUGGGCUACAGCAUUAAAACAAUAUUAAAAACAAUUUUAAUGUAUUAGUUUAUUCAAUCUUUUGUAGUUUACAUUACACACACACACACUCACUCACUCACACACUCACACACAGUGGAACCUCUACUCAUGACCACAAUCCGUUCCGGAGGUCUGUCCUUAUGGCAAAUGUAUAUACUGUCUGUCUGUGUGUGUAUAACUAUAUAUAUAUUAAAAAGUUUAUACAGUAUACAGUGGACGCUCAGGUUGCAAAUGUGAUCCGUGCGGGAUGCACGUUCACAACAUGCAGUGUUCGCAACCUGCGUGUGCGCAGUCGCGGGUUGCGAUUUGGCGCUUCUGCGCAUGUGCAAAGCGCUAUUUAGAGCUUCUGAACAUGCGCGACCGCCGAAACCCGUAAGCAACCCAUUCUGGUACUUCCGGGUUUCGGAAAUCCGCAACCCGAAAAAACGCAACCUGAAAUGGCUAUAACCUGAGAUAUGACUGUAUACAUUUGCCAUAAGGAAUAUAUUUUACAUUAAAAUGUACCAAAAAAUAAUAAAAGUGUGUGUGUGUGUGUGUGUGUGUGUGUGUGUGUGUGUAUACACACACUUUUAUUAUUUUUUGGUAUAUUUCAAUGUAAAAUAUAUUUUGGCUGGUGUUUUUUUAAAAAAUAAAAAUAUUGUAUUAGUAUAUGUAUUAUUUCUGUGGUUGAUGUGAGCAGGAUCCUUGAAACGACAACAAUGAACAAACAGUGAUCAGUGUACUGGGAAACAGGGAAGUAUUUUCUCUCAGCCAGAUUGGCUAGUAGCCUUGGCAGCAGGUCAGGUUAUUUCAGAGAGGACGCCAGGCCAAAGCCGUUUCAUAAUCGUUGAAGACCAUUAUUGCCAAAUGACAUUCUAGAACAGCAGCGUGAUUCACUGUCUAGGUUGGACACACUGCCACCUGCAGUUGGAAUAGCAGUAUUACAGCUAACUCUACACACAGCCUGAGGAUUGGCUCAGUUCCUUGAGCCAUCUGAAAGGAGUUGCUUUGAGGGCAACUUACUGUCAACCUUCUCUUUGCAUGUGGUAUCAUGCAUCAUAUGUGUUUGCUGGGGUGGUGGAGAGAGAGAGAGAGAGAGAGAGGGAUGGACUGUGAUGAAAUAAGGUUCUACUUAAGGGUCCAUCGCUCAGUUACAAAUCCUCCAUUAUUUUUUCGAUUAAAAUAGGGAUAUUCUAUUUAUUAUUAUUAUUAUUAAUAAUAAUAAUACCGCGUCCAUCUGUCUGGGGUGGGGUGUGGCUUCCAACACACACACACACAUAACACAUUAAACAUUUUGUGCGACACGGGUGGCACUGUCGGUUAAACCACAGAGCCUAGGGCUUGCCGAUCAGAAGGUCAGUGGUUCGAAUCCCCGCGACAGGGUGAGCUCCCGUUGCUCAGUCCCUGCUCCUGCCCACCUAGCAGUUCGAAAGCACAUCAGAGUGCAAGUAGAUAAAUAGGUACCACUCCGGCGGGAAGGUAAACAGUGUUUCCGUGCGCUGCUCUGGUUCUCCAGAAUCGGCUUAGUCAUGCUGGCCACAUGAUCCGGAAGCUGUAUGCCGGCUCCCUCGGCCAGUAAAGCGAGAUGAGCGCCACAACCCCAGAGUCGGCCAUGACUGGACCUAAUGGUCAGGGGUCCCUUUACCUUUUAAGCAUUUUAAAACUUCCUUAUACAGGGUUGCCUUCAGGUUUCUUCUAAAGCAUGUAUAGUUACUUAUCUCCUUGGCUCUGAGGUCACAUAGCCUCCAACAUUUCUCCAAAGAAGAUAGAGGCGUCCCCUCCAACAUUUUUCAGGUGAAAACAAGGACGUCCUACCACACCCUCCAACGCUUUUCCGAUGAAAAUAGGGGAAAUGUGGGACAUUCCAGGAUCAAAUCAGAAACUGGGGCAGCUUCUGUAAAUCCGGGACUGUCCCUGGAAAAUAGGGUCUGCAGUUACAGCUUGCUGGUAUAAUAAAGGACACCUCAAGGUUUAUACAAUGCUUUCUGAGCGUUUGAAGCACAGGGCACGCAUAAUGACAGUAAUCCUUCCAUGCCAGAACCUUGUAACGUAGGACAGUAUAAUUAUCCUCACAUUUGUUAUUGGGCAUGCAUAUGAGUGCACAUCAGGCAGUAUUUAUAUAUCCCAAUUUAGCAAUGACAAGGUGUUAAAAAGUUUUGGGAUUUGUAGGCAUCGCAUGCGGGCAAUGCCCAACCACCAGCACUAUGAACUCAUGAGGACUAGUAUGUUUCACUCAAAAGGAAAGAAGGAAAGCAAGCAAGCAAGCCAAAAAUGGACCUCAGUUUCAAUAAGAUUUUGUGAGUGUUUGGUUGGACUGUGAUGCCCUCCCCGAAUAACCAUCCCCAUCUCAAUUUAGCUCCCAUAAGGGAUGAUUAAGACAAGAGUGCCUGGCGUGCUCUGGUCCAUGGGGUCAUGAAGAGUCAGACACGACUAAACAACAACAAAGCGAUUAAUUCAUUGGGAAGUAGCUUUUAUUAGAAUGUUCCCAGUUUGUUUCCCUCUGUAUAUGCCUUGGGUAGUGCUGUGGGUUAAUCCACAGAGCCUAGGACUUGCCAAUCGGAAGGUCGGCGGUUUGAAUCCCCGCGAUGGGGUGAGCUCCCGUUGCUCGGUCCCUGCUCCUGCCCACCUAGCAGUUCGAAAGCAUGCCAAUGCAAGUAGAUAAAUAGGUGCUGGUCUGGCGGGAAGGUAAAUGGCGUUUCCAUGCACUGCUCUGGUUCGCCAGAAGUGGCUUAGUCAUGCUGGCCACAUGACCCAGAAGCUGUACGCCGGCUUCAUCAGCCAAUAAAGCGAGAUGAGCACCGCAACCCCAGAGUCGGUCACGACUGGACCUAAUGGUCAGGGGUCCCUUUACCUUUAUCUUAUAUAUGCCUUGCUUGCCUAUUUCUCCCCUUAUUCUCUUCCUUACAAUCAACAUUAGGAAGAGCUUUUGACAGCAAGAGCUGCUAGACUGCGGAAUGAACAACCUCAGAAGGUGGUGGUCUCUCCUUUCCUUGGUGGAUUUUAAGCAGAGGUUGGGUGGCCAUCUACGCCAAGCAAAGCAGUGGGCUCCUUACCUCUCUUGCUCUGACCUAGCCACUGUGAUCCACGCGACGGUCACCUCCAGGAUUACUGUAACUCACUCUACAUGGGGCUGCCCUUGAGACUGACCCAGAAACUCCAGCGGGUGCAGAAUGCCACAGCGAGACUCCUUACGUGGUCCUCGCUGCAGGAUCACAUUCACCCGGUGCUACACCAGCUGCACUGGCUCCCGGUGGAGUGCAGGAUCAGGUUCAAGGUGCUGGUUUUGACCUUUAAAGCUCUAUACGGCCUAGGACCCUCGUACCUACGGGUCUGCCUUCCUGGUAUGCCCCACGGAGGAACUUACAGUCUUCAAACAAAAACACCUUGGAGGUCCCGGGCCACAGGGAGGUUAGGCUGGCCUCAACCAGAGCCAGGGCUUUUUCAGUUGUGGCCCCGAUCUGGUGGAACGCUCUGUCCCAAGAGACUAGGGCCCUGCGGGACUUGACAUCUUUCCGCAGGGCAUGCAAGACAGAGCUGUUCCGCCUGGCCUUUGGGUUUGGACUCAGUCUGACCCCCUCCUUCGGUAAUCCUCAUAGAACUCUAGCCCAAUGGUUGCCAUUAAUUUGAUUUUGAACUGAUUUUAGAAUGAAUUGAUUUUAGAAUGUAUUUCAAUUAAUAGAUUGUGAUUGUAUGUAAACUGUGUUACUUUUACUGUUGUUAGCCGCUCUGAGCCCGGCUUUGGCUGGGGAGGGUGGAAUAUAAAUAAAUUAUUAUUAUUAUUAUUAUUAUUAUUAUUAUUAUUAUUAUUAUCUUUAGCUGAGAUUCCUGUGUUUUCAGGGGGUUGGACUAGAUGACCCUCAGUGGCCCCUUCCAACUCCAAGCUUCUAUGAUUCCUGCCCCUGCUUUGUGGUCUUUACCUAAGGAGCGUGUUUUGUGUUCCAUUCACAGUGGCAUCGCUGACCUGCUUCCACUGUGAGAACGAGGAAAACAAUUGGAACUGCCUGAAGCCAAAGACCUGCGGCGACUCGGACAAGUACUGCGUCACCAAGUUUUUCGGUGGAGGCGUCGGUGAGUGCCGCGUAGCUUCGUCAACUUCUACCAUUCUUGCCUUUUCUCUAAAUUGAAAUGUCCCAAAGGCGGCAACCUCUUGAUUACUUUUACCUGGCCUAUCUGAGUGAGUUGCCUAGGGCACAGACCUCAGAGGGGUGCAAUACUGACCUUUGAGGGGGCCAGUUUUACGCAGAUUCGAUUUUGUUCUCUCUUACAAAUUCCUGAUAUAUUUUACUUUCAUUUUGAAGAAUGUUAUCAUUUCUAUCAGUUUUUGGAAAUUGAAAAUUGGAGCCGCCCAGAGUGGCUGGGGAAACCCAGCCAGAUGGGUGGGGUAUGAUGAAGAAGAAGAAGAAGAAGUUAGUGUGUGUGUGUGUGUGUGUGUGUGUGUGUGUGUGUGUGUGUGUGAGCAAGCAAGCAAUCUUCAGUCUUCAAUCUUUAAAUUAAAUCAUCCAGUUAAAUCUUUGCCAUUCGCUAUAUCGGUGGCGCUGUGGGUUAAACCACAGAGCCUAGGGCUUGCUGAUCAGAAGGUCGGCGGUUUGAAUCCCCGCGACGGGGUGAGCUCCCGUUGCUCGGUCCUUGCUCCUGCCCACCUAGCAGUUCAAAAGCAUGUCAAAGUGCAAGUAGAUAAAUAGGUACCGCUCUGGCGGGAAGGUAAACGGCGUUUCCGUGCGCUGCUCUGGUUCGCCAGAAGUGGCUUAGUCAUACUGGCCACAUGACCCGGAAGCUGUACGCCAGCUCCCUCGGCCAAUAUAGCGAGAUGAGCGCCGCAGCCCCAGAGUCGGUCACGACUGGACCUAAUGGUCAGGGGUCCCUUUACCUUUAUAUCAACCUCAAUAAAAAAUUAUUUGAGGAGUAACAGCUGUUUGGCAGCCGUUUGACUCCCUAAGGGAGGUGUGGCCCCUCCUUCCUUAGAGGUGUUUGUGUGUGCGUGUGUGCAAGCAAGUAACCUUGUUUAGGGCAUAAAGUAGCGUUUCACCAGCCCAAGUCACACCUGUGCAUUACAGGGUGGUAUCGGCAGGCUCCCUUGUCCUUUAAAGCGAGAUGAGCGCCGCAACCCCCGAGUCGUCUGCGACUGGACUUAAUGGUCAGGGGUCCCUUUUCCUUUAGUCAUAAUGGCUGUGCUCCUCUGAAUUCCAGCUGCUGGGAACUACAGGAGGGGACAGGGCUCUUGUGUUCGAAUCCUGCUUGCGGGUUUCCCAUGGGGGCAAUAAUAAUAAUAAUAAUAAUAGUUUAUUAUUUAUACCCCGCCCAUCUGGCUGAGUUUCCCCAGCCACUCUGGGCGGCUCCCAAUCAAGUGUUAAAAACAAUACAGCAUUAAAUAGUAAAAACUUCCCUAAACAGGGCUGCCUUCAGAUGUCUUUUGAAGAUAAGAUAGCUACUUAUUUCCUUCACAUCUGAAGGGAGGGUGUUCCACAGGGUGGGCGCCACUACCGAGAAGGCCCUCUGUCUGGUUCCCUGUAACCUCACUUCUCGCAAUGAGGGAACCGCCAGAAGGCCCUCGGCGCUGGAUCUCAGUGUCUGGGCUGAACGAUGGAGGUGGAGACCUCCUUCAGGUAUACAGGACCGAGGCCAUUUAGGAUGAAUGGUGCCACACUAUAAAGCAGUUUUUAAAUAUUCUGACUGUUUGAACUGUCUCCUUGGGCCAUCUUUUUUUAUAUAUAAAAAUAACUGGACCUCUUUCUUUCCUUCCUUCCUUCCAGGUGACAACAAGAAGCAGUCCAUCAGCAAAUACUGCUCUCCCUUGUGCCCCCAAGGUGGGAUCGACCUCGGCGUCAUGGCCUUUUCCAUCAAAUGCUGCGAGUCCGAGCUGUGCAACUUAAGCGGGGCUUCCGGCGUGAAAAGCAGCUCCCUGAUCUUGGUUGCGGGCACCUUGGCCAGUCUGCUGUACAUCUUUGGAGCCAAGUUGUAGAUGUAGAAGGCGAGAAGGACUUCUCCUCCAGGGAGAAACCCAACCUUUUCCCCCACGUGCAAAACUGUGCUUUGUAAUGCAUGCCUGUUAACUUUAUUCUCUGCCCAGAGCCGCCUUUCCCGUUGGUGUUAGUGGUGCGUUGCGCCAGGGCGCCCUUGAGAGUUGGGGAGCUGUGUGGCUUUGCUGGCAGCCUCCCCCAUAGCUGCCAAUGUUUCCCUUUUUUUAAGGGAAGUUCCCUUAUUCCGAAUAGGAUUCCUCGCAAGAAAAGGGAAAAGUUGACAGCUAUGGCCUCCCCUUUCCCUGCCUGCCUGCCCGCUGCGCCCCACAUAUAUGGCGGGCGGGCAGCUUUCCUCCCAAGCCUCUGCAUCUGCUGAAGAUGGCCCUGAUCCCAGUGGUCAUCCUCCUCCUGCUUCCUGGUGAAAGGUGGCGCGCAGCCUUCCCGGGCGCCCUGACGCCAGAGAGCACGUCCGCCAGCACGUUUUCCUGCUUGAUCACCGCCACCACGCCGGGGAUUGGGGCAGUGGGGGAGGCAAAGGACAUUUUCCACCACCCCCUCCCUUGUUUUGGAGUUGCAGGGGCGCCGGAGGGAUCUUUGCACCACCAAUGCACCGGAUAUGCUUAAGACGGCCUUGUCUCUGUCCACACCGACUUGGAGCACUUUCUGAGUCAAGGAGCAUUCAUUCCACUGGCGCCACAUCUAUGGCCCACGCACAUAAUGGACAGGGCAGGGAUUACUCAUGAGUAAGCCCCCUCUGGUCUCCUCAAGCUGGAAAGAUGAGCUGCAGCUCAAUGAAGAACAUGGGUGGGUCGGUGGGUGCUUCCUCCCCACGAGUAGGCCCAUUUGCGGGGGGAAAGGCAACCUAGCCUCUCACUAGAAACCGGGGCAGCGAGUAAAGCAGCUUGUGGGCUUUCCCUACAGGUUGGUUUACUCCAGAGUAAACACCCAUCGCAUGCCAAGCUUGCAAGGAUGAUACGCCACUUAAUUAUUAAUCUGUAUUUUUACUGUUGGGGACAGUUAGCGAAAAGUGGUCUAAAAAUCUAAUAAAUACGUUAACGUACACAUUUAGAUGGCAGGAACAUUGUAUGUUUUUUUGGGGGGUGGGGAGGGUUGGGGAAAGUGCAAGAAAACCUUUUCGCUGGAACAUAUCCUGAGAAAAAUUGCUAAUAUGGACAUCACACAGACUCCAGGAAGGAUUUUUGGGGUUGGCUUGGGAAGGGUAAUAUCUUCCCUGAACAGUUCUGCCCUCUUGAGGCUCUGUUUACAUAUGCACAGCAUGGUGGGAAAUAAAGAGAUUGUGAAAUAAGUAAAUAUAUCUCCCUCUUGGGCAAAGUGUAGGCAGUCAACCAAAGCAUCUCUAAUUCCCAGAUUUCUUUUCUUUUCUUUUUUUAAAAAAACCCUGUGCUGUUAAUUUUGCUUUGUAUUACACCAAGAAUGUUUGCAGGGCAAUCCUAAAUAGGUUUACUCAGAAGUAAGUCCUGCAGCUUUCAAUGUGGACCAGGUUUGGCUGCUUAAGAAAAGCUGUUUUUCUCCACGGUGACCUGAGGACACGCAGACACACUUGGCCCAAGGGAGAAUCAUGUUAUUCAAGGAAAUUAUUCUUCUCUGGCAUUUUAUAUUCUACACUGUUACAGAAAAAUCUAGGUGCGAGGCUGCUCAGUCACCCAGCUGGUCAGGCAGAGCCUGCAGAAUAAAGGAAGGAGUCCAGCCACCAACCGGAGCAAAUAGCUGUAGACCAAAGCUUAUUGCGCAACAGGUUCAAAGAGGAAUUUUGAACCCCGAGGAUGGGGUGACAAGGACUUUUAAAAGUUUCUAUUUAUCCCAGCAUACAGUUCAUUAAGCAUCAUCACUACAUCAUUGCUACAUCAUAAAAGGGGAGGGUUAUACAUGAUUAACAGGGACGCAGGUGGCGCUGUGGGUUAAACCACAGAGCCUAGGGCUUGCUGAUCAGAAGGUCGGCGGUUCGAAUCCCUGCAACGGGGUGAGCUCCAGUUGCUCGGUCCCUCCUCCUGCCAACCUAGCACUUCGAAAGCACGUCAAAGUGCAAGUAGAUAAAUAGGUACCACUCUGGCGGGAAGGUAAACGGCGUUUCCGUGCGCUGCUCUGGUUCACCAGAAGCGGCUUAGUCAUGCUGGCCACAUGACCUGGAAGCUGUACGCCGGCUCCCUCGGCCAAUAAAGCAAGAUGAGCGCUGCAACCCCAGAGUUGGCUAUGACUGGACCUAAUGGUCAGGGGUCCCUUUACCUUUACCUUAUACAUAAUUAACAUAGGAGGAAUGUGUUGGGGCAACAGGCAGAUACAGGAUAUGUAUUGGGAAGUACAUUCUAAGCACCUACUACAGUGGUACCUCAGGUUACAUACACUUCAGGUUACAGACUCCGCUAACCCAGAAAUAGUGCUUCAGGUUAAGAACUUUGCUUCAGGAUGAGAACAGAAAUUGUGCUCCGGCAGCGCGGCUGCAGCAGGAGGCCCCAUUAGCUAAAGUGGUGCUUCAGGUUAAGAACAGUUUCAGGUUAAGAACGGACCUCCGGAACAAAUUAAGUACUUAACCCGAGGUACCACUGUACAAAGGGACAAUAGAACUUUGGUUUGCAUAGUCUGCCACCUGGGCAAGACCAGAGGAGUGCCUUUGCCCAGCGACUGACAUCUGUGAGUACAUGACCUCCCACUUGAGGGAUUAUGGCAGGGACCGAGUGGUUUCCAAGUCCUUGGCCAAUGCAGCAAAUUGGCAGUGGAAUGAAGGAAACUGGCAAAGGAAUUGAUUUUAUGUGGUUUUUAAAGCUAGGUCACUUCCCUGAGCUGUCGAGUCGAAAGGAUACAUUUAUGCAUAAUAUUUGUAACAUCUAACAAUUUUAAAGAUGUGCCCCCCCCCCUGUAAUUUUCGUAACAACACUCUCCUCUUUAUGAAGUGUGUAUUUUUUGCACAAAGCUCUGAACCUGAAUAACAACAACAAUAAACGAUCCAAACCGCACAUGCAA
This is a messenger RNA of Podarcis lilfordi (Lilford's wall lizard), 16624 nucleotides long. The record is from the annotation of a GenBank genome assembly. NCBI's taxonomy places the organism in Eukaryota, Metazoa, Chordata, Lepidosauria, Squamata, Lacertidae.